Messenger RNA from Tripterygium wilfordii, 1241 nucleotides. RefSeq names its product LIM domain-containing protein WLIM2a-like. The record is from RefSeq and is a predicted model, not a curated record. Gene Ontology annotation, biological process: actin filament bundle assembly. Gene Ontology annotation, molecular function: actin filament binding. NCBI's taxonomy places the organism in Eukaryota, Viridiplantae, Streptophyta, Magnoliopsida, Celastrales, Celastraceae. Gene Ontology annotation, cellular component: actin cytoskeleton; plasma membrane. The transcript is spliced from 5 exons. Bases 1 to 645 code for a protein of 214 amino acids.
AUGACAGGGUUCAGCGGAACUGUAGAGAAAUGCAAAGCUUGCGAUAAGACCGUUCACUGCGUCGAAUUGGUAUCAGCUGAUGGGGUUUCUUAUCAUAAAACCUGCUUCAAAUGCAGUCACUGCAAUGGACUUCUUAAGAUGGGGAACUAUUCAUCAAUGGAUGGAGUUUUAUACUGCAAACCUCAUUUUGAGCAGCUUUUCAAGGAGACUGGUUGUUUCACCAAGAACUUCCAAUCAUCCUUGAAGUCCGAUAGACCAAAUGGACUGGCCAGGGCUCCUAGCAGACUUUCUUCUAUGUUUUCUGGCACACAAGACAAAUGUGCAUUCUGCAAGAAAACUGCAUACCCACUAGAGAAGGUGACAGUGGAAGGAGAAUUCUACCAUAAAUCAUGCUUCAGGUGUUCUCAUGGGGGUUGCUUCUUGAACCCAUCUUCAUAUGCAGCUCUUGAUGGGAUCCUUUACUGCAAGCCCCACUUCUCUCAAUUGUUCAAAGAGAAAGGCAGCUACACUCAUCUUACCAAGACUGCUUCGAUGAAGAAAAAUACACCACCUUUGGCUGACCAAAAACCAGAAGCAGAAGUGAUGCCAGAACCAGAACAAGAAGCAACAAACAGUACUGAUGUAGCAAUAACACAAGAACAAUAGUAGAUAUAUUGUGCAUUGUUGCUAGUCUUUCAUUUUUCUCAUGAAUUCUUUCAAAAUCUUUUAUGUUCUGUAAUUGGUUAUGGCUCCUCAUUGGGAAGGAAAAUAAAGAUUUCACUUUUUUUUAAAAAAAAUAAAUUUCAUAGACCUCAUUGUAUUAGGUUACCCAAUAAAUUGAGUAACUAAGGCCCAUAGGCACUCGGGACCACAUAAAGGUGGAAUACAACAUAAGGACUAAAAAAACAAGAGCAAAGUAAUAAAACACAAACACUAAACUGGAUAUCGCCAGACAUUGCUGUACACCAAUGGAUAACACCACACACCGCCAAACCAUUGUCCAAUGGGUCGACUCUACCAGGCUAAGCCAGGUAACAAAUAUUGAACAUAAAAAAACACAGAUUACAACUUGGAUCUACAAGAGAGGCCAAACUUCAUCUGCGACAGAUGGAGGAGAUCGAAAUUUGGAGAAGAAAAACCUGCAAAAUCCUUAUUCAAACACAAAAACAUAACAAAAUAAAACAGAUCUAGAUGAAGAAAGGACAUAUCUAACCCAUAGGAUGAAAAGAAGAGGGGGAGAGAAGCAGAGAAGAGGAGAUGGA